AUGACACUGCUCUUCUCUUACCCUUUGCCUGUAUCUUCUCAUUAUCUCCCUUAUCCCUUCCAAUACAACUCAGAUGAUCCGUUAUCUCAUGACACUGCUCUUCUCUUACCCUUUGCCUGUAUCUUCUCAUUAUCUCCCUUAUCCCUUCCAAUACAACCAAUGUUAUCCAUUUCAGUUCAUAUCUAUCUGUCUGUCUCAGUCUGUUCAUAUCUAUCUAUCCAUCUCAGUCUGUUCAUAUCUAUCUAUCUAUCUAUCUAUCUAUCUAUCUAUCUAUCUAUCCAUCUCAGUCUGUUCAUAUCUAUCUAUCCAUCUCAGUCUGUUCAUAUCUAUCUAUCUAUCUAUCUAUCUAUCUAUCUAUCAUCUCAUCUAUCUAUCUAUCUAUCUAUCUAUCUAUCAUCAUCUCAUCUGUUCAUAUCUAUCUAUCCAUCUCACUCUGUUCAUAUCUAUCUAUCUAUCUAUCUAUCUAUCUAUCUCAGUCUGUUCAUAUCUAUCUAUCUAUCUCAGUCUGUUCAUAUCUAUCUAUCCAUCUCAGGUUGUUCAUAUAUCUAUCUAUCUAUCUAUCUAUCUAUCUAUCUAUCUCAGUCUGUUCAUAUCUAUCUCAGGUUGUUCAUCUAUCUAUCUAUCUAUCUAUCUAUGUCUGUUCAUAUCUAUCUCAGUGUGUUUCUUAUCUAUCUAUCUAUCUAUCUAUCUAUCUAUCUAUCUAUCUAUCUAUCUAUCCAUCUCAGGUUGUUCGUAUCUAUCCAUCUCAGGUUGUUCAUAUCUAUCUCAGAUUGUUCAUAUCUAUCUAUCUAUCUAUCUAUCUAUCUAUCUCAGAUUGUUCAUAUCUAUCUAUCUAUCUAUCUAUCUAUCUAUCUCAGUCUGUUCAUAUCUAUCUCAUGUUGUUCAUCUAUCUAUCUAUCUAUGUCUGUUCAUAUCUAUCUCAGUGUGUUUCUUAUCUAUCUAUCUAUCUAUCUAUCUAUCUAUCUAUCCAUCUCAGUCUGUUCAUAUCUAUCUAUCCAUCUCAGGUUGUUCAUAUCUAUCUAUCCAUCUCAGGUUGUUAAUAUCUAUCUCAGAUUGUUCUAUCUAUCUAUAUCUAUCUAUCUAUCUAUCUCAUCUAUCUAUAUCUAUCUAUCUAUCUAUCUAUCUAUCUAUCUAUCUCAGUCUGUUCAUAUCUAUCUCAGGUUGUUCAUCUAUCUAUCUAUCUAUCUAUCUAUCUAUCUAUCUAUCUAUCUAUGUCUGUUCAUAUCUAUCUCAGUGUGUUUCUUAUCUAUCUAUCUAUCUAUCUAUCUAUCUAUCUAUCCAUCUCAGUCUGUUCAUAUCUAUCUAUCCAUCUCAGGUUGUUCGUAUCUAUCUUUCUCAGAUUGUUCAUAUCUAUCUAUCUAUCUAUCUUUCUAUCUAUCUAUCUAUCUAUCUAUCUAUCUAUCUAUCUCAGUCUGUUUAUAUCUAUCUAUCCAUCUCAGGUUGUUCAUAUCUAUCUCAGAUUGUUCAUAUCUAUCUAUUCAUCUAUCUAUCUAUCUAUCUAUCUAUCUAUCUAUCUAUCUAUCUAUCUAUCUCAGUCUGUUCAUAUCUAUCUCAUGUUGUUCAUCUAUCUAUCUAUCUAUGUCUGUUCAUAUCUAUCUCAGUGUGUUUCUUAUCUAUCUAUCUAUCUAUCUAUCUAUCUAUCUAUCUAUCUAUCUAUCUAUCUAUCUAUCUAUCUCAGUCUGUUCAUAUCUAUCUAUCUAUCUAUCUAUCUAUCUAUGGCAGUUAUUACUAUGGUUCCAUAUUUCUCAAUAG
Molecule: messenger RNA, 1752 nt
Organism: Acanthosepion pharaonis
Lineage: Eukaryota; Metazoa; Mollusca; Cephalopoda; Sepiida; Sepiidae
Source: the annotation of a GenBank genome assembly